This is a messenger RNA of Prorocentrum cordatum, 2047 nucleotides long. The record is from the annotation of a GenBank genome assembly. Lineage: Eukaryota; Dinophyceae; Prorocentrales; Prorocentraceae.
AUGCCCGCGAGCACGCGGCGCGUCGCCCGGUGGCGGCAGGAGAGGCCACCCAAAGAGUCUGACCUGAACACGUUGCUGCAGCAGGUCGUCCAGAAGUCGGAGUCGGCUGCGCUCAAGGCGGCGGUCUCGCAGGAGUUGUCCAAGCUUCUAGCCAAGGGCCCCGAGACGACCGCCCCUGGUGGGGAAGCCGAAGCAGUUCGUCGCGCCAAUGGCGCGUGGCGUGAUGCAGAUACCAAACAUUCGCAAGCAGUAGCAGCGGUGGUCAGGCUCCAGGACAGCCUCGCCAUCGCCAUCGACAAGGAGGUCCAGGCCGCGCAGGUACUGGCCCAGGCCGAGAAGGCCAAACGUGCAGCCGUCGAGGCACUGGCAAGGGUCGAGGGCAUCAUGUCCUCCAGUGUCACCGCCAAGGACGCGAGCCCCGUCGUCGAGGGCACGCCGAGCUUCAGGAUCUCGUGGAACGAGGCCUUGUUCCAGGGCCUCGACGACCUGGAGUGCGAGGAUGAGGAGCGCGAGCAGCUACGGUUAGUACACACGCAGCUGCAGGAGCUUCAGGCCACCCUGAGCGCCAAGGAGGCGGACAUCCAGGCGAUGUUGGAGAAGGCCGCUGUUGUGCGCAAGGAGGUCGAAGAGAGGAACAAGAAGAAGAGGAAGACGGGCAUGGGCGAGGGCCAGGCGGCCCCGGGCGGCGGCGAGCCGACGGCCCCACCUGCACCUGCGGCAGGAAGCGGAGCCACGGCGGAGGCACCCCCAGCGGAUGCCGAUCAUGCCGCCGCCCAGGCCGAGGCCGCAGAGCAGGCCCGUACGGACGACAUCGAGAAGGAGGCUGCGAGGCUCUCCGCCGCGAAGUUCGCGGCUCAGCGGGAGGCGCUGGCCGCGCAGAAGGCGGCACUGGGCAAGUCCAUGGGCAAGGGCAAGGGGAACGGCGACGGCAGCAGCAAGGGCACGGUGGUGCCAGGUGGCGAGGCCGCGGACGGCGCCUCAACCAGGCGCCAACAGCGGGCCCCGGAGGCCGACCCCUGGGCCUGGCUCUCGCCGCGAGCCCUCUCGGCUCUGGCCGCGCCGGGGCGCCGCGCCGACCGAGCGAUGCGCGCGGGCGCGGCCAGCGCGGCAGAGGCCGCGCGCGAGGCUGCCCGCGGCAGCCCCGGCGCGGCCGAGGCUGCCCGCGGCAGCCCCAGCGCGGCCGAGGCGAGGCCCGCGGCGGCGCCCUCGACCGGAGCCGUCGGCGCCCUCGGGCGCAGCGCGGCCGCCACGAGCGCCACGCCUGCGGCGUGGCCACCGAAGGAUGGCGCCGCCCUCCGGCUGGUCGUCCGGGAGCACCACGCCUUCGGCAUGGCCCACAGGCUGCCCCGACGUGACUCCGCCUGGGACUUCCUCACGGGCAUCGAGGACGACAUCGUCGUCCGCAGCGCGGCGUACCGUGGCAUGUUGCAGGGCAAGACGCCGGCCCCGCGGCCUGGCCCGCUCUCGCCGAGGGGCGACGCGCGGCGCGCCCCCCUCGAGCAGCCCAUGUGGAUGACGGUGGACGGCCACCUGCGCGCGCAGCUGCGCCUCACGGGGUUUCACGGGACGCCCGUGCUCGUGGUCGUCCUGCUCUUCCUGCGGCCCUCCGAGGCCGGCCGCGUGCGCACGUGCGACCGCUUCUUCCAGCGCGUGGGCGGCCACGAGAAGGUGUGGCAGGGCCUACGUUGCCGGGACUACAUCCGCGACGCUUGCAGUACAAAGCGAUGUAUGUGGCAAGUAUUGGGCGGGAGCUUGGACGGCGCAGGGAAGUGCGUGUACCAUCUGCGGGAGUCGAACGCAGAAGCAUUUAGGGACACGUGCAAGCAGAUUACGCGGAUACCUGGCCGGUCCAAAGAGGAUGAGCGGGUGACGAAAACGGGAUUGAAAGCUGAUAGGGGAUUAUUUCUCGAUUCGAGCUGAAUGUCAAAGCUCGAUGGUCGGGCGGUGGUUCAGCUGCAUGUUGGCAACUUUCAGCUGACCAUGUUUUUUCGAGCUGUCCUUAGAUCUCUGUCUUACCCAUGGUAUAGCGUCUGGCAGUGUAUGCAAG